This is a messenger RNA of Caenorhabditis briggsae, 726 nucleotides long. Gene Ontology annotation, molecular function: lipid binding. The coding region runs from base 1 to 726 and encodes 241 amino acids. Lineage: Eukaryota; Metazoa; Nematoda; Chromadorea; Rhabditida; Rhabditidae. The record is from RefSeq and is a predicted model, not a curated record. The transcript has 4 exons.
AUGAGCGAAAAAUCAUCUUUAACGAUUCAUGGAGUGACGGAUACAUUAGAAGAAGAUGACGAAAAAUACACCGAUGCACUUCAAACAGCUGGAGACGUUUUCGCUGAGGUAGAAGCUCUUUUUGACGAAGAGAAUUACGAAAAACGGAAUGGAUGGUUCAAGGAUGAAUCGAAUGACGAAGGGGACAUCGUAUAUGCUAAAGAUACGCGUCAUGGAAGAAUGGUAAGAAUCUCCACAGAACUUCCAAUGCCUCCAGAUUUUGUCAUGAAAGAGACGUGGGAUGGAAUGGAGACGUUGCCAGAAUGGAAUCAGAAUAUCAAUUUCGCUGGAGUUAUCGCCUCGCCAACGCCGAAUUUCGAUAUUGUAACGUACGGUAACAAUGAUGUUCUUGUUGUGAGUGGUCGUGAAUUUGUAUCAGCUAGAAUUUGGAGAAAAGUUGACGAUGGAUAUAUUCUGGCUUCCAGAAGUGUCACUGUUCCAUCCUUCAAAUCUAAACACAAAGGAAAAGUUCGCGCUCAUCUUCAUAUGGCAGGAGCUCGUUUCCGUGUGAAUCCAUCCAAUCCAGAAACCACUUUAUGUGAUGUUGUGAUGCUUGCCGAAUUGAAAGGAUUUCUGCCAAAGAUGCUUGUGAAUCAGGUCAUUGGACGUAUAAUGCUCAUGGAUACUGUCACCAAUCGGCGUCAUUUCCAAGAUCUGAAAGCUAAACGGGACAAUAACGACGAUUAA